AUGGCCCUGAAAAUCUUGAAGGCGCACAAAUACUUUGAGCAAGCAGGGAUUCUGGAAGCUGAGGUGGUAGAGUGGGAGCAAUUUUCUAUUAAACAAAUCUACUUGAAGCUUAGAGGGGACUUUCCUAAAGUAUCCUGGCGGCGACUAACGUGUAAUAAUAGUGGAGCUCCCCGAUGGAUAUUCAUACUAUACUUGUCUAUAUGUGGAAGAUUGUUGACUAAAGAUCGGCUUGCUAAAUGGGGUUGUAUAGAUGAUGUUCAAUGUCCACUGUGUGAAGCUCAUGAUGAAGGAUGUGAGCAUUUGUUCUUCACUUGUAAUUUCUCAAAACAGAUCUGGACUAGUUUACUAAAACGACAAGGAAUUGCAAGGCAGGCCAUGAACUGGCAACAGGAAAUACAGUGGGCAUUAACACAUGCUCGAGGAAGGAGUACAAAUGCUGAGAUUUAUCGGAUGACGCUAGCUGGGAGCAUAUACCAUAUAUGGAAAGAGAGGAACACCAGAGUAUUUCAAGGAAAACGACGAGUAGCUGCAAUUGUGGUGCGGCAAAUUGUCCAAGAAGUGCACUGUUGA
Lycium barbarum (goji berry) is the source of this 570-nucleotide messenger RNA. RefSeq lists its product as uncharacterized. The record is from RefSeq and is a predicted model, not a curated record. Lineage: Eukaryota; Viridiplantae; Streptophyta; Magnoliopsida; Solanales; Solanaceae. The transcript is spliced from 2 exons. Bases 1 to 570 code for a protein of 189 amino acids.